GUGUCUCCUUCUUUCUAUCUCGUUUUCUUUUUUUUUUUAUUGUCUUUUAAUGUCUGUGCUUCAUAAUUCACAAAUUUGUUAGGGUUUUUGUUUGAUCUUGUUCUUGCUCUUUUUAAGUUUUUUAUUGUUUAAAUUAAAACCAAUAUUUGAGCUCACAGUUGCCAAUAUAUGUAAAAGUUACAAAUAGAGAUAUGAAACACAAGGAGGAGGAGGAGGAGGGAUUGGGGGAGAUGACAGCGUUGUGUGUCAACGAGCUGCCAUUGGGAUUCAGAUUUAGACCAACUGACAAAGAGCUAAUAGAUUUUUACUUGAGAUUGAAGAUUAAUGGCGACGAUAAGGUCGGAAAAGUUAUCCGCGAGAUUGAUGUCUGCAAGUGGGAGCCCUGGGAUUUGCCUGAUUUGUCUAUCAUACACAGCAAGGAUCCCGAGUGGUUCUUCUUCUGCCCAGUGGACAGGAAGUACCCGAAUGGUCAUCGUUUGAACAGGGCUACCGGGGCCGGCUACUGGAAGGCUACCGGGAAGGAUCGCAAAAUUAAGUCAGGAACAAACUUGAUUGGAAUGAAGAAGACCCUUGUUUUCUACACCGGACGUGCUCCCAAGGGUAAAAGGACUAAUUGGGUCAUGCACGAGUACCGUCCAACUGAGGAUGCCCUUGACGGCACAAAACCUAGCCAGACUGCCUUUGUGCUUUGCCGUUUGUUUAAGAAACAUGACGUGACUAUUGAAGCAACUGUUUCAUCUCCAACCACAGCCACUGCGACCCAGUACUCUCCAGAUGAUACUCUGUCUGAAGUAGCUCCUGCUGAAGUAUCACCCGUAAAUGUUGUAUCUUCUGAUGUCACAACACCCAUUGAGUGUCACAGCAAGUGCUAUAAUCCUUGUGAUGUGGAUAGUCAGUCAGUAGAAGAAAAGGUCAUUGAGGUGGAUCCACAGCUGGAAGCAGACUUGAAAAUGUUCUAUGAUCCAAUUGCAGAGCCUCUGGAUUACACGUUAUAUUCCCCUCUGCAUUCGCAGGUACAAGCAGAGCUGGGUCCUUCCACUUAUUACCCUGUAACUGGUGGCUUCAUCAAUUGGGACAAUGGGUUGCAACCCCACUGUGGAACAAAUGAAGCAGAUGCCUAUUUAUUAUUGGAUUCCAUGCUUGAGCAUUCAGGUGGAUUUUCCAAUGAAGAAUUUGAUGGUCAGGCAAAUUUUGGUGAGGAAGGUGAGACCCGAAAGAUCUUGGCACCAGCCCAAGAUGGUGGAUCAUGCAGGGAGUCAGAUGCAGAAAUGGCUCAAUGGCGGUUUCAGCCAGAGCCUCAGGGUUAUGUUUUGUCUGAGGAUGAUAUUGACUUUAGGACCUCAUUUUCAGAGGUCCCGCAACCCAUUUUAGAAGAUCAGAAUACUCUAAUUUCUGGCAGUUUUUCUGCUGAGAAGCAUAGCAAUAUGGCUUCCUUGUGUUGUGAACCCAACAAACAGGUUGACUUCUUGCGUUCUGCUGCAAAACUAAGCAACAAUAUGAGCCUAGGUUGUAAUGUGGACUGUAUGGAAACUGGAAUCAAGAUUAGAGUUCGUGAGGAGCGAAAUCAGCGAUCUACUUGGAGCUCUGCGACGCAGGGUGUUGCGCCUAGGAGACUACUACUGCAGCGUAAACUUCAAAGCAAGCUAUUUUGCUCAACUGGUGAGUCCAGAGAUGGGAGGUGCUGGGCAGAAGAACAAAAAACAGAACAGCAUACCAAAGAGGAGGUAGUAGUUGAGGAAGGAGAUAUCACGUAUUAUGUUGGCAAUGUCUUUGCUGCUGCUGCUGCUGCUACUAAUGACAUGUUUGAAACUGAAAAGACGUCUCUUGUAACUGCUACUGCUGGAAAGAACAUUGAAUCAUUGCAGGAACUAGUUCAACGAAGCAGAACAAAUUUGUGGUCAGUGAAGCUUGUGCCAACUAGCAGAAAGAUUGCAUCCAUGGUCUCGGACACAAGAGAGUGUGGCUUCAACUACUACAUCUGGUCAUUUGCUUACAUAUUUAGGGUAGUGAUUAUUAUAGUUUUGUUUAUAAUCUUAGUGGGCAAGUGGAGAGGUUCUAAGUUCUGAAACUGCCCCAAAGCAUAUGUACAGUUGAAUAGAUUUUACAGGUGAAUGGCUCUAUGUAUAUCUAAUUUGGUGCUAUGUUGGGCCAACAUUUUCUGUUCUCUACUGAUGCCACACUCUCCUGGCUUUUCCGUGUUCUGUUUCUACCGAAGCAUUGUUGAUUGAGAUAUUUGAUAUUUGAUAGAUGCAAAGAAUACUGAGAUUUUUUUAUCA
Molecule: messenger RNA, 2276 nt
Organism: Tripterygium wilfordii
Lineage: Eukaryota; Viridiplantae; Streptophyta; Magnoliopsida; Celastrales; Celastraceae
Product: protein NTM1-like 9
Exons: 6
Coding region: 192-2066 (624 amino acids)
Biological process (GO): regulation of DNA-templated transcription
Molecular function (GO): DNA binding
Source: RefSeq, a predicted model, not a curated record